AAUCACGUGACAGACUCAUUUCAAACAAGUCUCAGAGUAGCGCUUCGAGACCUCGCUUAGUCAGUAUUGAUUAGCUUAUCACUAAAUUGCUCUUAUGAGACCUUCUUGCUGCGACUUCUUCACAGCCAUUAGAUCAAGCAAAAGUGCGGGCUUUCCCAUUUCACUUGUCCAUACACUGAGGUGUCUAAUGGCCUCCAGCUCAGGGCUGUCCAUGUGAGAAGAGAAUCUGAGAAGAGAAGGGCAGACACAUAAAGGAGAGAGAAGAGUUUCCCACAGAACAUGGCCUCUGCCAAAGAAGAUGGCGUGGAUGAAAUAACGGUGGACUUUAAAGAAGAGACUGUGAGUGGCUCACACCAGAGGAUGUGUGUGUGAAGCUGGAGGAUCACGAAGAAAGAAUUUCAGUUUUUAAAGAGGAGGAGGGAGUGCAAAGGGGUGACUGCUGCCAAUAAAGCUGAGGAUUUGAAUGAUUUCUCAGGUGGUCUUGAACUUCAAAAGCAUGAAACUGAGGAUAUUUUCAAGCAAGAUGCCUGUGAAGAAUCUCCAUCCAGUUUACAGCCCUGGUCCACUAAUACGGGGCAACUGGUUACGCAGGAGAAUUCUGUAGAGCUGAAAUCAGAGUCUGAAGAGAAUAUCACAGAGGGAAAUGGGAGAGAAGGAGAAGAGUCACCUGGGAGUGUUGGAAUAAAUUUACAGAAGACUGGAAGCUUCUCUUCACCUUCAUUUGGUCAGCACUCUCUUCAAUACAAAGAGAAAGGUAUGAAGAAAUCAGCAAGAGGAUCAGAGGACCUGACAGCAGCCUUUUUGCAGUGCAGUUCUCUCCCCGCUACUGGAGUAACACAGACAGAAGCCAUCAAAACUGAUCGACAGCAAGUGGAGAAAGAUAUCCAAAUUCAUACUGGAAAAAAAUGUUUGGAAUGUGGCAAACAAUUCACACAACAAAGUGAUCUUAAUAGGCAUAUGAAGAUUCACACUGGAGAAAAAACAUAUUGUUGUCAUGAAUGUGAUAAGUCGUUCUCAAGGAAAAGCGAUCUUCAGAGGCACAGCAGAAUCCACACAGGAGAAAAACCUCAUUGUUGUCCAGAAUGUGGUAAGUCAUUCUCAAUGAGAAGCAGUCUUCAGAGGCACAGAAUAAUCCACACAAGAGAAAAACCUCAUUCCUGUUCAGAAUGUGGCAAGUCUUUUCAUAAGAGAAGCCAUCUUCAGAGGCACAUAAUAAUCCACACAGGAGAAAAACCUCGUUGUUGUCCAGAAUGUGUUAAGUCGUACUUGAGAAGACAUAUUCAGAACCUCAGAAUAAUCCAUAAAGGAAAUAAACCUCAUUGCUGUCCAGAAUGUGGUAAAUCGUUCUUAUGUAUAAGUGUUCUUCAGAACCACAGAAGAUGCCACACAGAAAAAAAGCCUCACUGUGAAGUAGCGGCUCUGAAGCACCACAAGCUGGUUGAUCUUGAUAGAAAUCUGAAGGAGGAACUCUGUGUGAAACAUCAGAAAAGUCUGGAGAUGUUUUGUAAAACUGAUGAGAUGUGUAUCUGCUUGAUGUGUGGAAUGACUGAACAUGAUGGUCAUGAAAAGGUGGAGCUGAAGACGGAAAGAGAAGAAAAACAGAAACAGAUGGGGGUGACACAGAGUGAAAUUAGGAGGAGACUUGAAGAGAAAGAGAAGAAUCUGAAGGAGACGAGGAGGAGAGUGGAGGAGAUGAAGCUUUCUGUGGAAAGAGUAAUCGAGGAACAUGAUAAGAGCUUCACAGCUCUAAUAAGGUGCAUUGAGGAAGCUCACAAGAAAUUGACUGAGAGGAUCAGAGAACAAGAAAAGAGAGAAAUGGAGAAGGAUGAAGGAGUCAUGGAGCAACUGGAGAAGGAGAUUGAGGAGCUGAAGAGGAGAGAAGCUGAGGUGAAGGAGCUUUCAGAGACCAAGGACCAUCUCCACUUCCUGCAGACUUUUUCAUCUCACUGUGUCCUUCCUGCUGAUGGAGACUCGCUGAGCUUCACGGUCACUGCUGACUUUUCUUCUGAGGACCUGAGAAAGGAGCUGUCCGGUCUAAAAAAGAGUCUGGUGAACAUCAGUCAGUGGGACAUCAUGACAUGGACUCCACCAGGUCGUGAAGCUCCAGUCUUCACCCUACAGCCUCCUCAACCUCGGAGCAGAGAGGAGUUUUUACAAUACUUCUCUCCUGUCACACUGGACAUCAACACGGCACACAGACAACUCUAUCUGUCUGAAAGGAACAAGAAGGUGAUAUGGGAGUGGACAAAAGCUGAAUAUCCUGAUCAUCCUGACAGAUUUGACUACUGGGAACAAGUUCUGUGCAGAGAGGCUCUGACUGGGAUGCGCUGUUACUGGGAGGUGGAGGGCAGUGGAGACUUCAUCGAGAUUGGAGUCGCAUCUAAAGGACUGGGCAAGAAAGGAAUGGGGACCGGCCUUGGACACAGCAACAGUUCCUGGAGUUUGCGGUGUUUUAAUUCCCAGUACUCCGUGUGUCACAAUAACAGGCGGACUGUAAUCCGCGCUCCCUACAGCCCCAGAAUAGGUGUGUAUCUGGACUGGCCUGCUGGCUCUCUGUCAUUUUAUAGCGUCUCACACACAAUGACCCUCCUGUACAGGUUCAACACCUCCUUCACUGAGCCCCUCUAUCCAGGGUUUUAUGUUGGUCCUGACUCCAGUGUAACAAUCAGCCAUCUGACACCAUGUGACCACUGACCAGUACCCUCCACCGGUCACUUGAUGUCCCCACAAGCGCAGGACCUCUUCGUGUUUGUAGUUUAGGGUGAAAUUAAAUUUAGAGGAUGGGUGGAUUGGUGGGUCAGCACCUCUGUGAUUGAAUUUGUGGAUGAGAAUGCGGGGCGAGUGCGACUGUCAGGGUCUCCAUUAUUAUUGGGUUUGAGUAGCCAAUCAGAUGUGUGUGUGUCAUAAUGAGGGGCGGAGACACCUCAGACCUACAAAUACCAGUCUGACCAGCAGAGGUCACUGUUGAUUCACAGCCACAUGUCCUUCAGGCUGACACCCCAACAACUACUGAGGCCCCCAAGUGUCACUGAAUGUCACCUGUUAAGUAGGACAGGCAUGUGGUCCUGUUGGAUCAGCACAACUGAAAGGCGCUAUACAGACUCGGUAUGGAGCGCUCUUGAACAGUGACUAUAUGUAGGAGCAGAGAGGGACAGAUGGGACUGGAGUGUUGUCCACUCACCAGACAUUUUGUGACCCUCCAUUGGUCACUCAAAGGGUCCUUCACUUCAGAAUGAAUUCACUGUGAAUGUCUGAAGACGAGGACUCACCGGUCAGUCAGAUGUCAGCCAUACUGACAGAGUUUGGUGUUUUAGUUGAUGUCACAUUAAACUUUAAACUGCA
Molecule: messenger RNA, 3342 nt
Organism: Erpetoichthys calabaricus (reedfish)
Lineage: Eukaryota; Metazoa; Chordata; Cladistia; Polypteriformes; Polypteridae
Product: tripartite motif-containing protein 16-like
Exons: 9
Coding region: 757-2694 (645 amino acids)
Molecular function (GO): zinc ion binding; protein binding
Source: RefSeq, a predicted model, not a curated record